AUGCACUCCAAGACAUUGGGAGUAGUUCUCGGUUCGGCCGCGUUGACAAACGCCGCUAAUCUUUUCGUCGCGGAUUAUGGCGGUAACCUCAGCACGCUCAAGUUGACCGAGGCGCAAAACGGCUACAAUCUCGCUGUCUCUUCAGUUUCGCGCGAUUGUCAGCCUGGCCCGUCUUGGUUGACGUUGGACAAGAAGAACAAUGUGCUUUACUGCCUUGACCGUGGCCGUCAGACUGGCUCGCUAAACUCGUUCACGAUUGGAAACAAUGGUGCUUUGAAGACCGUUGCAAGGGUCAAAGCACCUUCGGGCGGGGUGGCUGGCGAGAUCAUUACUGGAAACAAGGGAAAGCGCGGAUACUUUAGUGCAGCCUACGAUUCAGGUACCGCAGCAGUAUUCGCUGUUGGUGAACAAGGCGCUCUCCCAGGAACUGAGCAACUCCAACAAGUCACGUCAAAGAUCGACAAGAUAGGCCCCAUCCCAUCACGACAAGAGGCAGCUCAUCUCCACCACGUCAUCAUCGAUCCAACUGGAAAGUAUGUCAUCACACCUGAUCUUGGUGGUGAUGUUUGCCGCGUCUGGUCUUUCGAUAAGGACAAGCUUGCUCCCAUCGCUGAAGUGGGUGCCCUCAAAGCUCCCGCUGGUUCCGGACCCCGACACGGGUUCUUCAAGGUCAUGAAGAGCGGUGAAACCUUUUUCAUCUUCAAUGGUGAACUUGACCAAAAGGUGUACUCUUACAGAGUCACGUACACUCGCAUGGGUCUUACUUUUACCAAGGUCUUUGAGAUUACAUCUCUCAAUGCCAAAUUCCCUCCCAACACGGCUCCCAUUAGCGAGAUUGCCAUGAGUCCCGAUGAACGAUUCGUUGUAGUUUCGAACCGCGAAAAGUCAUUCGCCACUUCCAUCGAAGCGCGCUCUGGUCCUUCAGACACCCUUACCACAUUCUUGAUCAAAGACAACGGUACUCUUGAGCCAGUACAGGCGGCUCCAUCAGGAGGUUGGCUUCCACGCCAGUUCUCUUUCAACAAAGCUGGUGACAAGAUUGCUGUUGGUCACCAGGUCAAUCAAACUGUUGUUAUCUGGAAGCGUGAUGUCCAGACAGGCAAGAUUGUCACCGAGGCGGAAGGUGGAAAGUUGGCGCAGAUUAAGCUUACAGGAGAUGUUGUUGCUACUGUUUGGGAUGAGUGA
Messenger RNA from Fusarium pseudograminearum CS3096, 1185 nucleotides. RefSeq lists its product as uncharacterized. Gene Ontology annotation, molecular function: protein binding; 6-phosphogluconolactonase activity. The record is from RefSeq and is a predicted model, not a curated record. Lineage: Eukaryota; Fungi; Ascomycota; Sordariomycetes; Hypocreales; Nectriaceae. The transcript has 3 exons. The coding region runs from base 1 to 1185 and encodes 394 amino acids.